UCAAUUUGUUGUAUUGAUUUUUGGACUAACGGACGAACUAUCAUUAUAAACUUCGAAUGUGUUUGCUAAAGGUGCUUUAAAACAAAUCUAUGAAACACUGGAUAAUAUUGCAAGCGUAUUAAUAUAAAUACAAACAAUAUGAUGCCGAUGGGGUGGAACCAAAUACGACAAGCAAAAGUUGCUGAUGUCCAAGGGCAAAUGAGGCACAAUCAUAUGGGUCAGAAUCAGCAUCAACAGUAUAGUCACCAUCAACAAAUGAAUCCCCAUCCAAUGAUGAUGCACAAUCAACAAGCUCCAUCCUUUGAUUGGAAUCAACAGCAUAUGAUGCAUCAACAACAAAUGUAUUCUCAUCCUAUGAUGGGACAUUUUGGAAUGCAAAAUCCACAAAUGAUGAUGGGAAUUGCAGACAAACCACCAGAGCCAUCAGAACCUCCUCCUCCAUCACCACCUGCUCCAUUACCCAAUGACGAACCCCCUCCAGCUCCCCCUGCUGCUGAGCAGAAGUGGUGGGAAUCUGAAAUGCGGAAUUUGCAAAAUAUGCAUCAUAGAAAUGAAUUGGAACGAUUAUCUGGUGAAAAAUGGUUUCAAAGUAUGAAUACAAGUCAGCAGAUUGAAUGUUGGCAACACAAACUGCAACUUAUUAAUAAGGAGAAAAAAGUGCAAAACAAUAAUGCAAUUCACAAUGAACAAGUGAUAUCGACUUCAUCACAAAGCAUUCCUCAAUCAUCUAGAACAGCUAUUGUUCCUGCACCUUCAGUCUCCGCUCCUUCACCUAUUAGACCCCAACCUCCUAUGCAACAGACUGGUGAUGUUGAACAAGACCUGAUGAAAGCUAGACAAGAAGAGGAAAAUAUUAAACAACAAGUUCUGACAUUUGAAAGGCAAUAUGGAGAAUGGAGAAAGCAGUUUGAGGAUUGGAAAGAUAAACAUAAAGCUCAUCCUAAUAAAGAACAAUUUGCACAGUACGAAAACCAGUGGAUGACCUGGCAGAAGCAAAUGUCUGAUCAGAAAAAACAAUUCGACGAUAAUUUAGCAUCGAUAAGAGCUCAAAUUAAUAGUUUGGAGCAGCAGAAAAACUUAUCAGCACAACCGAAGUCUGUACCUAAUAUACCAGGACAACAAAUUUCUGAGCAAAAUCCCAGAUAUCCAUUUCAACAACAGCAAGUCCCAAGACAAUGGAUGGAUCAGAAUCAACAAAAAUUCAACCGAUCUUUUGGUGCAAUGGAGCAGAGACCACGACUUGACUUUAAUCAGAGUGGAAAUCAAGAUUUUGGUUAUGAUAAUAACCAACAAUUUGGCAAUAACCAGCGGUUUGAAGGACAACGCUUCGAAAAUAAUCAAACCAAUAUGGCCACUAAACAAGGGCCUAGGUUUUCAGCACCUGGUGCUAUGGACAAUAGUUCAUUUCAAAAUCCUACUCCCAGAUUUGAUACUCCUGGGGCAUAUAAUGAAAAUCGUGGGCAAAGACCCCGGUUUGGAAGUGAUAUGGGUCGCAAAGGUCAGUUCUCAGCUAAUUCAGGUGCUCCAAGAUUUCGAAACCGCGCCCCUCCACCACCCCCAUCUGAAGAAGAAUAUUUUGAAGAGGAAAAUAAUGAAUUUGAACCUCCAUUGCAUCAAAACCAGGGAAUGAGAGGUCCUCGACCUGGUUUCAGGCCUGGGUUUGGUCAGAGAGGCCGUGGGAUGGGAGGAAAUCGAUUUGAUGGACCAAGACAAUUACGGCCUGGUUUUUCACAUGAUGCAAGAUUCAGAGGACCAAGACCCAGAUUCUCAGGUCACCAAUCACGUUUACCUGGACCAAGAGGACCGAGGCCGCCCAGAUAUGGUCGUCCAGACAUGACAUCGUAUAAUGAAGAAGAUAUUGGAAAUGAAGAACAGUAUUAUGACAAUGAGGGAUUCAAUAGUCAGAACAGAAAUAAUACAGCCAACUCUGGUUUCGAUGAAGACACUUUCGAUUCAAAUAACUUUUUUCAAGGCGAUGAAAAUUAUAAUGAACAAGUAGAGGAUGGAACGCCUGGACCUUCAAGAUUGCAAAAUAAAGAUAAUAACAAGAGAGGCAGAGGGAGAGGGCGUGGCACAGAGACAGCAGAUUAUAAAGUCACAAGAAAUAUGGUACCAAUGAGCUUUGGAGCCAGCAAACGUAAUAAGACAACGAAUCGUUUAGAUACAUUUACAAUGCAUGAUGCUAAAACCAAUCAAGAAGGUGCACCAUCUUUCACAACUGACAUUAAUACAUCAAAGAUUAAUCCUGAAGAUGAUUAUUCACAUUAUAUGGAAGAAUAUGAAAGUUCUCCUGCUCCUGAAAAUCAAGCUAGAUCUGGCAGAGGUUUGGCUCACUUGCUCAGAGGCAGGGGAUCACUUCUGGGUAGAGGAUCUGCCCGUGGCAGGGGUCGUGACGAUUAUGGACCGAAUCGGGGCAGGAGUAGAGGUUUCGCUGGUCGAGGUAGGAGCAUGGGGGAAUCAAUUGGUGAUGAAAUUACGCCAGCUAAUAAGUUGAUAAAUGAAAAAGGACAAUUUAAUGAGGGAUUGAUGAAAAGAUUAUCUGCAAUGGCUGGUAUUCCGAGUGCUAACACUGACACGUCCAGCAUCAAACACGAAAUGCCUACCAAGCCACAAGACGGUACUGAUAAUGAUGCACAACCAACUACUUCUACAUCUGGACCAAUUAACUCUGAAACAAUCAUGCAAAAAGCGAAAGAAUUGAGUACUUUAGAUAUAAAAAAUUUAUUGUCUGCUGUUAAGACUUUCAAGAAUCCAUCAGAUACUGUCAAAACUGAGUCUCCAGAUAUGGAGGGUUUGAAGAUACCAGAAUUAGCUCCGACAGCCAGGAGAAACGAAGAAUACAGCGACUCACAAAUGAAUUUUGACGAAGCUGCUUACACUGCCUAUGAGGAACAUUAUAACAGACUUGCAAGAGAGAUUGAUUCUGCAGGUUCUUCUGCUGCUGCUAAAUCACUAUCCACUGAUGCUCCUCUCACUGAAGCUGAAUUGGUUGCUGCUGGCCUCGAUCCUGUGUCCCUGGGUUUACGCGAUGAGGACUUACUAUUGCAAGAAUAUUUAUAUGAUCCAAUGUUACAACGUGGAGGAAUUAGAGAUCCUUUGCUUGAUCCGUACCUUGAGCAAGAACUACUUCUACGUGAACUUCGAGAUAGAGAAGCUCUUAGAAGAAAAGCUGAGUUAGCUCGACGGGAAGCUGAAUUUCGUAAAAAUAUUGCUAGACCUAUUUUACAAGCUCAGAAAAUUGUGGAAACAAUCGAUUAUAGUCACGGUUUGAAGAACACCGAUGGUAAUAAGAAGGAUGAAUUUGACGGUGAAAGAAGAUCAUCUCCACAUAGAGAUAAUUGGAGACGUUCUCCUACAAGAGACGAAUUUAGAAAUAUCCCUUACGAUAGAAGACCACCCGAUACAUUUGACCACGAACGACGUCGUUUUCCACCAAUUAGCAUGGACGAACGGAUGCGUAUGAGAGAACGUGGGUUGCCACCCCCAGGAAUGGAUCCUGAAAUGAUGCGGGAGCGAGGAUGGCCUCCUGGUCCCCCACCUUUUGAUAGAGAACGCCAGCGAUCGCCCGUUGAUCCUAACAGUUCGUUCGUGGUCGAAGAGGAUGUUGUAAGAGAAAGAGAGUCAAUGGAAAGACAUAGGAAAAUGUUGGAUCGUGAAAAAGAGUCCAUGGAACGAAGGCGUGACACAGCAAAUAAAAUUGCGGACUCAAGAGAGAGAGAAAUUGAGAGAAGUAAGAGAGAAAGAAGUUUAGAGAGAUUGCAAAAGAUGGAAAGAGAACUCAUGGAGAGAGAGAGAAUUUUAAAUGAAAGGGAACAACGCUUGAAGACUCCUCCAAGGAAGUCGAGGGACAGGAGAGAUCGAAAAGAAUGGAGAGCUGAAGGUCGGCCGUCUUCUCGCAGUCCACCAAGAAGACGUUUUGAAGAAGAGAGACCAAGAAGUGACCGACGUUUUCGCAGUAGAAGCCGAAGUAGAAGUCCAAACACAAAUCGCGGGAGAGAUCGAGAUCCGGGUAGACCAAGAGCACGUAGUCCUCCUAGAAAUGAUUCUCGACGAAGAGAUCCGGAUCGUGAUCGUGGAGGAAGGAAUGAAAGGAGGUCGAAAUCACCUGAUCGUCGUCCAACGGAAUUCAGAGAUCGCAGAAGAUUUACGAGUCCUUCUGGAGAUCCAGUUCGUACAAUGUCGCCUGCCAGGUUCAAACAAGCAUUGCCGAAGCCAAUGAAGAUUGAACCUGUAAUGAUUCGUGUUGAAGAUUUGUUAAAUGAUCCUGCGAGACAGCGACGUCCAAAACGAAUUGUCAUCAUUUUGCGAGGCUUGCCUGGUAGUGGAAAGACACACAUUGCAAAGUUAAUCAGGGAUCUUGAAACUACCAAAGGUGUCACUCCAAGAGUGCUUGGUCUCGAUGAUUAUUUCUUAGUCGAGAACGAAAAAUUUGAGAAGGAUUCUGAAACUGGGAGAAUAGUGAAACGAAAGGUUCAUGAAUAUGAAUACGAAGCUGCCAUGGAACCAUCGUACAGAGAUAGUUUGUUAAAAUCUUUUAAAAAGACCCUUGAAGAUGGAUAUUUCAAUUUUGUUAUUGUUGAUAGUAUCAAUGAUAAAGUUUCACAUUUUUCUGAAUUCUGGACAGCAGCAAAGAAAGCUGUUUUUGAGGUUUAUGUUGCUGAACUGCUUGCUGAUGUUCAUGUUUGUGCAAAACGAAACAUUCACAAACGUCGACUAGAUGAAAUCCAAAAACUAGCGUUCGACUGGGAAGAAACUCCUUCACAUAUGAUUCGACUCGAUGUCAGACAGAUGUUACAGGAUUCCGAGAUACAAGAGGUUGAGAUGGGCGAUGUAUCUGAUGAAGAAAAAAGUGGAGACUUGAAGAAAAACAAACUAACACCGGAACAGCUGGCGGGAGUUCCUCAAAGCAAAUGGGAGCUCAUGGAAACAAAUGAACGCUUAGAUAAACUGGAUGGUAUAAAGAAGAAAAAGCCGACUUCCAGCCAACAGCAUAUGGCAGACUUCCUCAGCGUCACAGACGAUUAUGUUCAACGAACUGCAGCUCCUGGGAAGAAAAGGGUUCGUUGGGCAGAUAUUGAAGAGAAAAGUGCCCAACGCAGGAUGAGAGAAGUUGGAUUUGUUGUAGGGAACACUGACUGGAGCCGUAUGAUGGAUGGUGAUUCCCAUGCUAAUCAAGCCUUGAAUCGAACCAAAUUUAUAUGAAAUCAUGGUUAUUAGUGUUCACAUUGAUUAGUUUUAAAGCAGUAAUAUGAGGAAAACAGUAACUUGGCGUUCUUAUCAAGUAAACAUUGUCAUGAUGAUCUGUAAAUUUUUUUCAUGUUUUUAUUGUAGCUGUGCUUUAAAUAAAGUUGAAUAGCGUCAGUGUA
Molecule: messenger RNA, 5366 nt
Organism: Styela clava
Lineage: Eukaryota; Metazoa; Chordata; Ascidiacea; Stolidobranchia; Styelidae
Biological process (GO): regulation of telomere maintenance
Cellular component (GO): nucleus
Source: RefSeq, a predicted model, not a curated record